Molecule: messenger RNA, 771 nt
Organism: Tarenaya hassleriana
Lineage: Eukaryota; Viridiplantae; Streptophyta; Magnoliopsida; Brassicales; Cleomaceae
Product: nudix hydrolase 11
Exons: 4
Coding region: 71-748 (225 amino acids)
Biological process (GO): coenzyme A catabolic process
Molecular function (GO): acetyl-CoA hydrolase activity; coenzyme A diphosphatase activity
Source: RefSeq, a predicted model, not a curated record
UUUCUUCGGGACAAGUCAUCGUUUUUAGAUCUGGAAGAAAACAUGUCCGUGAACUAGUUUCAGUUCCAAGAUGUCGGGAGCCACAGAAUUUAACAAGUUACAAACUUUGAUCCGGCGACUACGCAGUUACAAACCCAAUGUUCUUUCCUCCCAGGAAAAUUUUCCCGGAAAAUCAUCGGCUGUUUUGGUCUGUCUUUACCUAGGAGACGAUGGCGAACUACAUGUAAUCCUUACCAAACGGUCUUCUAACCUCUCUUCCCAUUCCGAUGCAGGUGAAGUUGCGUUGCCCGGAGGGAAAAGAGAUGAAGGAGAUUCAGACGAUGUGGCCACCGCCUUGAGAGAAGCUCACGAAGAGAUUGGCUUGGACCCUUCUCUUGUCACCGUUGCUUCAGUUCUUGAGCCAUUCAUUACCAAGCAGAGAGGAAUGUCGGUUGCACCAGUCAUCGGAUUUCUUACCGAAAAGGAAGCAUUCAAACCGGAUCCAAAUACAGCUGAAGUAGAAGAGAUCUUCGAUGCUCCAUUGGAGAUGUUCCUCAAGAACGAGAACAGACGGGCAGAGGAACGAGAGCACGAAGGACAGAGAUAUCUUCUGCAUUACUUUGAUUAUAAACCAGAGGAUAAGCAGAAGAACUUCACCAUUUGGGCACUCACAGCCGGUAUUCUGAUACGAGUGGCAUCACUUGUUUAUCAGAGAUCUUCCGAGUUUCUCGAGCUCAAGCCUGAAUUCUGGAAUCAACCCAAGAUUUGAAACAUACUCAAAAUGUAUUAGAU